Molecule: messenger RNA, 2313 nt
Organism: Pongo pygmaeus (Bornean orangutan)
Lineage: Eukaryota; Metazoa; Chordata; Mammalia; Primates; Hominidae
Gene: NPM2
Product: nucleophosmin/nucleoplasmin 2
Exons: 8
Coding region: 989-1702 (237 amino acids)
Biological process (GO): chromatin remodeling; positive regulation of DNA replication
Cellular component (GO): nucleoplasm; cytoplasm; nucleolus
Molecular function (GO): RNA binding; histone binding; chromatin binding
Source: RefSeq, a predicted model, not a curated record
CUCCCGGCUCACCUCCCCACCCCACCUGCCCGCUGCGGCUCUCCGCGGGAGAUCUCACCGUUCUGGAGACAGGGCUCGCUCGCUCUCAUUGUAGACUGGAAGAACGCGUAGUCUGGGCCUUAGGAAAGGCCCAUGCUGUAUAAGGCAUGGGGAAAGGAAAGGAAGAAAGGCAACGAACAAGAAGGAGGGCUUCCAACUGCCGCUUCCUGCUGGCCGCAGGCAGGCCUCCCUUCCUAAGCUGAGCUGAGGCUUCCUCUCCCUGGGCUGGGGAGGGGGCGCCAGGAGGCCUCGGCGGGUCGGUAAUUGGCCCGGACAGCAGUUCUCACGAAAGGUCUUGGGCCGGCAUCAUCAGCCUCACCUGGGAACUGGUUAGAAAUACAAAUUCCCUCGGCCCCACCCAGACCUACGCCAAGGGCAGCUGUGGAGUGGGGCGCGGCGAUGCGCGCGUUAACAGCCCUCCAGGCUUCUUAGCCCGGGCUUGAACAGCCGCCCUUCGGCCAGCGGGGAUGAGGUUGCGCUGCGCUCCGGGAGCGCCGAUGGCGUGACUGGCCCCGCGCGGAGCAGCGACAGUAAGGCUGAGUAGGGGGGAGCUGGGACCUAAGCCGCGCGCACACCCCCUUCUCUGCGUCUGGUGGAGGUGCACAGAGGCUUUUGAGUCAGGCCCAAGCGCAGCCAGGUGACCUCCCCGCGGGCUUUCAAGCCUGGGCUCGGUGGACAGCUCCCUCUCCCGUGAGUCCCGCGGUCCUGUACGCGCCCGGUCGAGCCCCGGGCUGCGCGCCCCGCUAGGAGGUGGGUACUCGUCCUCCAGGAGUUGCCGGUGAGCCCUUGACCGUGGCAGGUCCUCUCCAGCUGCGAGCGACCCCUCAGUACCUGCCGACGCCUGCUGGCCUCUGGCAUCCUCCAGUCGAGGGUCAGGGUCAGGGAGCAAGGCCUCACGCCGGCGCCCUCCUUGCAGCUGCCCGGCCAGCCCGCUUCUCCGCCCGGAGCCAUGAAUCUCAGUAGCGCCAGUAGCACGGAGGAAAAGGCAGUGACGACCGUGCUCUGGGGCUGCGAGCUCAGUCAGGAGAGGCGGACUUGGACCUUCAGACCCCAGCUGGAGGGGAAGCAGAGCUGCAGGCUGUUGCUUAAUACGAUUUGCUUAGGGGAGAAAGCCAAAGAGGAGAUGCAUCGCGUGGAGAUCCUGCCCCCAGCAAACCAGGAGGACAAGAAGACGCAGCCGGUCACCAUUGCCUCACUCCAGGCCUCAGUUCUCCCCAUGGUCUCCACAGUAGGAGUGCAGCUUUCUCCCCCAGUUACUUUCCAGCUCCGGGCUGGCUCAGGACCCGUGUUCCUCAGUGGCCAGGAACGUUAUGAAGCAUCAGACCUAACCUGGGAGGAGGAAGAGGAAGAAGAAGGGGAGGAGGAGGAGGAGGAAGAGGAGGAGGAAGAUGAUGAGGAUGAGGAUGCAGAUGUAUCUCUGGAGGAGGAAAGCCCUGUCAAACAAGUCAAAAGGCUGGUGCCCCAGAAGCAGGCGAGCAUGGCUAAGAAAAAAAAGCUGGAAAAAGAACAAGAGGAAAUAAGGCCAAAGCCACAGCCAGAGCCAAGAAGCCAGGAUUCAAGAAAUGAGGAGCCACGCCUUGAGGGGCACGGUGCAAAGUGGGCCUUCCUUGGGCUGUGCUACGGGCACAGGGUGCCCCUGUCCAACACCUCCAUCUGUGUCUGAAUGUGACAGGGGUGUUGCGGGGGCAACAUGAGAGCCCCUCACCCCCAACUCUCCGCUCUCAGGAGGCCCCCAGUGAAGGGCCCCACCUCGGGGUCACAAUAAAGUUGCCUGGUCAGGACUUUCCUUCUCUUCCCUGGAGCCAGCCUCCUUGUCCGCUGCGCCAGCCCAAGUGCCCGGCAGAGGGCAGCCUUGAACCGGCGCACCCGGGCCCUGAGGUCAUACCCGCCUCCCUGCACCCAGCCACCGCAGCCUGAGCCUGCUGUGUCCCUCGUCCUCGGCACCCCCAAUUCUCCCCCAGUGGCCAGGGAAGAGCCUAGAGUCUGCCUUCUGCUGAGCUGUGUGUCAGGUGGACUUCCAGCCUGCACACUCCCUCUGGGCAGGGCUAGGUUUAUAGGCACCCAAGGGCUACGGCUGCUCAAGCUACCAGAAAGGGCCUCGCCCUAGGGGGCCAGCCCCCGGGGUCUCCUCCUGACCCUAUUCCUGUCAGGCAGCUACUGUGUGCAGAGCAGCUACAGGGAACUCAGGGACAUCUGCUCUCCCUGCUUGCUUCUUUUAGGGGCCAGCUCUUCUUAUAGGGACCUCCCACACGUGAAGAUCUGUGUCAGGCAGGA